AUGGCAUCGCAGAGACGACAAUACGGACCCCGAGCCCGAACCCGGGUUUUUGGCAAGACAACCGCCCUCGCGCUUCUCCUCUGCCUCGAAUCCGUAGUCGUCAUCACAGCCCUCGUACUUUUCGGCGUGGCGUACCCCGACCGCUUCCGCUCACGGCUAUGGAGGAACGGCGGGGAAGAGGGAUGGUCUUCGAAUCCGAGGUUAAGGAUUUACUUCUACGCCAACUUUGAGGAAGUGCCUCAGAUCCCUCUGAUAUGGAGCCAAAGACUUACGACCUCGAACACGGCCAUCGCCGUCCUCUCGUUUCCGGUGCUCUUCGCCCGUAUCACGAUGGCAGCGCUUCAAUACGAGUCUCGCUGGACCAACAUCGCGUACGACGUCCUCCUCGCUGCCCUCUGGGCAUUCAGCGCCGUGGCGCAGAACGGAUCCGACUUGACUGACCCUCAACACCUGAUGGAGAGGCCGUGGUACCUCACACGAACGUGCGACGAGGCUUGGAGCCAGAACAGGGGUUGGUGUAAGAUUGCAAAAUGGGAGUAUGGCUGGGCGAUAGUAGCUGCGUCGUUCUACACUUUGAGGAUCAUCGGCGCUCUGGGCUUGUCGGUAUACGAGAAGGGGAAAAGGGACGGAGGUCAGAAUGGACUUAAGGAAUCACUGAUGGAUGAAUGGACCUGGGACGACCAAGAUGGACGGGUUGCACCGUACAAGGACGUCACCGUAGCUCUUGCGAGUAUGGCCUGGUAG
Colletotrichum truncatum is the source of this 744-nucleotide messenger RNA. RefSeq lists its product as uncharacterized. The record is from RefSeq and is a predicted model, not a curated record. NCBI's taxonomy places the organism in Eukaryota, Fungi, Ascomycota, Sordariomycetes, Glomerellales, Glomerellaceae.